UCGUAAGCCAUUCAAUCAAGCUUGCUCGGCGUCAGAAACAAUGGCAACCAAGGCGGUCUGUGUCCCGCGCAGCUCACCACCGUAGCGCACCGGACUGCUGUUCACUCUAUCAAAUCGUGUCCCGGCAAUUCGACAAUCUCACUCGCACGCAUGGCGAACUCCCAGCCAGAUCCUAAUCGAAGAGGCACAGCUCCUAACACAGCUACCCUCCGCCGCUUCCGCUCUUUCUGAGGCGCCUAAGUAAUAGACUCCUCUACCCGACCGUAUCUCUCCACUUCUUCAGUCCCCUCACUCGCACGCAUGGCGAACUCGCAGCUCCUACCGCCGAUUCCCUCCUCCGCGUUCCCUCAGGCGUCCACCAUCCGUCCCGGGGAGACCGUUGCGGCGCGCCCUUCCGGGAUCCGCGCAACCUCCGCCCUGCCGUGCCCCGCAAUUCCGAUUCCCGCCAGUCGUCCUUCCGACUCGCGGGGAUUCGUUCGGGCAUCGGAGCGCAGUAGAGGGGGAGGGGUUCCGCCUUACGCCGCCUUUCGCGCGGCCUUGCGCGGUGUCCAGAGCGCGGGAUUGGUCGGAAGGCUACAGAACCCCGGAAGCACCAAGCAUUCGGCGCGAUUGGCGGGGGGUGCGCGCGCGGGUCGGGACAGCGGCGGAUCGUUACCGGAUUCCGCUGAUUUAGGAGAGCGGCAGUGUGUUCUUAUAGACCUCUCGGACCGCCUGACGCCGUACCGCACGGCGUGGGAGUGGCAGCGGCAGCUGGUGGCGCUGCGGCACCAAGCGCUCUCUGACAGGGCCAAACAGCAAGAGCAGCUAGAGCAACUAGAGCAAGUAGAACAACAAGAGCGGCAACGAGAGGAGCAACGAGAGGAGCAACGGGGGCAACAGGAGCAACAGGAGCAAGGGGAAGCAGAGGCGGAGCAAUUCUUCGAACUGCUUCUUGAUGCCUCGAGAAGUGGUUCUUUGUCCUCCUCCUCCUCCUCCCCCUCCUCUUCCUCGCCCCCCUCCUCCUCUCCCCCCUCCCCCCCGGACGUCCUCCUCCUGGUGCAGCACCCCCCUGUCUACACCCUUGGCACGCGCAGCGAUCUCUCCAACCUCAGAUUCGAUCCAGCGGCUGAGACGCUGCCAGGUGGCGCGGAGCUGUUCGUCACGGAGAGGGGCGGGGAGGUCACGUACCAUGGGCCCGGGCAGCUGGUGAUCUACCCGAUUCUGGACCUGCGGCGGCACUGCUGCGACCUGCACUGGUACCUGCGCUCGCUAGAAGAAGCGAUUAUUGGGGGGCUGGAGGACGGUUUCGGCAUUCGGGCUGGCAGGGAGGAGGGCAUGACAGGAGUGUGGUCAGGCGGGUGCAAGCUGGCGGCCAUCGGUGUGCGGGUGUCCCGGUGGGUCACCUUCCACGGUGCAGCGCUCAAUGUCACCACGGACCUCUCUGCCUUUGGCCACAUCGUCCCAUGCGGCCUCACACUCCCUGUGGGCUCCGUAGCCUCUCACCUUCUCCACCGAACACAUGCUGCUCAUUCUGCUACUGCUGAUGCUGCUGCUGCUGCUGCUGCUGCUGCUGUUGAUGCUGAUGCUGCUCCUGGAGCUGAUAGUGCUGCUGUUGAGGGCGCUCCUGCACCCGCCACCUCUGCUGGGGGCGCUGUUGCUCUUGGCACGGCUGCUGAGAGUGCAGCUGCGGAUGGCUACAAGGUGGAUGCGGGUUCGGUGGGAGACCAUUGGGCAGUGGAUGAGUGGGUCACGAGACCUGACUCGGGGCAGGCAUGGGAGGGGGGAAUGAUGGGGCACGCAGCAGCGCAUCUAGCAUCCGCCUUUGCUCGAGUCUUCAGCGUCAAACUGAUGCCCUUACGUGAGUGCUUCUCUACAACUGAACCUAACCUCGGACCUCCUGGCACUAUCACUCCUGAUGCUGCCACUGCUGCUGUUACUGGCUCUGACAUGCAAAACAGUGCAGUUUGUUUAGCUCGGAAACUAUGGCUGCCUGAAGACCUGUGCAGAACAGCCUUUGCCAAGCCUGGGAUCCUGGAGGAAGAAGUCUGUGAGGGGGAUGUGCCUGUGCAUACCAGGCAUUAGUGCUGUAGCAUAUGGUUAUGUGCUCGCUAGCUGGAUGAAUUGCUGGGCAAUCUGUUAUAUAAGAUACUCGGCUGCAGAAUUACGCGGUUAUCAGAUCAAAUGUGGGGCCCGGGCAUUGCAGAGAAGCGCCUGUCAAGUCUAGUGUCUGCUAUGAAACAGUGCAUUGAGAUUGAAAGGUGUUGGAAAUAUCUCAAAGG
Closterium sp. NIES-67 is the source of this 2258-nucleotide messenger RNA. The record is from the annotation of a GenBank genome assembly. Lineage: Eukaryota; Viridiplantae; Streptophyta; Zygnematophyceae; Desmidiales; Closteriaceae.